ACUAAAAUUGUUGUUUCCACCUUCGGGCGGUAAACCCGUGAUUUGUAAUAUCAGUUAUAUCAUUUGGCAACUGAAAUUUAAAUCACACGGUAAACCGUUGGAGACCAAAAAUGGCUAAACUAGAGAAGGUCUCACCUUUCAGACUCACUUCUCUCCUCCGCCUCCAAAAGGACCCCAACCUCGCUCUCCAACUCUUCCUAAACCCUAACCGUAGCCCUAAACCCUUCCGUUACUCUCUCCUCUCAUACGAUCUCGUCAUCACCAAGCUCGGCCGAGCCAAAAUGUUCGACGAAAUGGAACAAAUCAUAGAACAAUUGAAGAACGAGACUCGCUUCGUCCCCAAAGAAAUCAUCUUCUGUAACAUCAUCGCCUUUUACGGCCGUGCUCGCUUGGCCGACCGAGCUCUCAAAACAUUUGAUCAAAUACCGUCUUUUCGAUGCCAAAGGACCAUAAAAUCUUUGAAUUCCCUCUUGAAUGCUCUGUUAUCUUGUCAGGAAUUCGAGAAAAUGAGGGAAUUUUUUGUGGGUAUUGAUCAAUAUGCGGUUCCGGAUGUGUGUACUUAUAAUAUAUUGAUCAAUGCUUGUUGUUUGUGCGACGAUUUGGAUAGUGCUUGGAAUGUGUUCGAUGAAAUGCAAAAGAGACGGAUUUGGCCAAAUGCAGUGACGUUUGGAACCUUGAUUAGUGGACUUUGUGCGAAUUGUAAGUUAGAUGAAGCUUUUAGGUUGAAAGAGGCUAUGGUGAGAGGUUUUAGAUUAAAGCCUAAUGCUUUUGUUUAUGCUUCAUUGAUUAAAGGGCUUUGUAAGGCAAAUGAAUUGAGUUUGGCUUUUAAGCUUAAGGAUGAGAUGUUGAAAUGUAAAAUCGAAUUGGGUUCGCGGGUGUACUCCACCUUAAUUAGUGCUCUUUUCAAGGUCGGUCGCAAGGAAGAUGUUAUUGGAGUUUUGGAGGAAAUGAGAGAAAAUGGGUGCAAGCCUGAUGCAGUAACUUAUAAUGCAAUGAUCUACGGGUUUUGUCAGGAGAAGGAUUUUGACGCAGCAUUUGGUGUUUUAAGUGAGAUGGAAGUGAAGGGGUGCAAGCCAGAUGUUACUAGUUAUAAUGUAAUUAUUGGUGGGCUUUGUAGGGACGGAAAAUUGAGAGAAGCAAAUGAAUUAUUUGAAGAUAUGCCUAGACGGAAGUGUGCUUCCGAUGUGAUAACAUAUCGGACACUAUUUGAUGGGCUUUGUGAUGGGAUGCAUUUCAAGGAAGCUGCAUUCAUUUUGGAUGAGAUGGUUUUCAAAGGUUAUGCCCCACGUACUGCAAGUAUGAUGAAAUUUGUUGAUGAGUUGUGUCAAAGUGGUAAUCUAAAGCUGUUAUGGACAGUUCUAAAUAGUUUGGCAAAAGGAAAUUUAAUUGAUGUAGAUACAUGGAGAAUGGUGGUUCACAUGGUGUGCAAGAACAAUAAGCUUUUAAAUGCCUCUGACCUUGUUGAAACAUUGCAAAUGCCAUAACUGAUGAUCUUCCAAUUUUGUAUUGUUGAUUAUUUCUCUUGGAGUGACUGACAGUCUUAAUUUUCAUCAUCAUGCGCCUAGAUAUAUCUCUUCGUGCCUAUCCAUUUUCCAUUCAGCUUGUAUGUUAAGCAGAGUAGGUGUUAAAACGGGGUAAAAUCCCAGUCUGCCAUACCUUUGGGGACAGCAUGACUCUAAAACAUGAUGUUUGUAGUGAUGAAAUAAUUUUCACCAUCACAUUCUUGCAUGGAAUUUAAUUGUGAAACACCUGCUAAGCUAAGGUUGCAGAGUUGAACCAAUAAGAAGAAUUUGCAAUAUAAUGUCUGAACUUUUACAAAUUACAAAAACAUGUUGGUAAUUCUUUCCUCACAUUCGCUUUUGCCUUUUUAUACAAGACAUGCCUCCUUAGUAUGAUUUUGUGUAUUUUUAAUUUUUUAUGAGAGAUUUUAAGUUUAGCACAUGACAGUGGUACAGAUUUUGAUAGUAUGGUCUCGUAGAGUUUCUACAGUUAUGUCUUUUGGGUUCAUUUUAGUGGCACAGAUGCUUCAUGGGAGGAGCCAAAUCUUAGUGUCCAUAAUGGAGUAGACUUUUAACACAUUUAGGCUAGAAAGAUGUAUCCCACAAUCUACCUCUGUCUGGUAUUUGCAAAAGGAAAAUGACAGACUGAAAGUCAGUCUAACACUGACAGACGUAGAAUCUUCUGAAUGGCAGCUACUUUGAUUGGGUUUCCACCAAAGCUUAAUCAUUCACUCCCUCGUGAUUUGGUGUUAAGUCGAAAGUCAGCUUGUAUAGCAUUGUUCUUUUCAAAUAAUGUCUUUGCCAGAUUUAUAUGCAGGUCACAUUGGUUACACUCAAAAGACAUGAUCAAACAUGGCUACAUUUUGCUAAAAAACAACAAAUAUAAUAACCAAACCAAACCAAACGAAGCCUUAAGUCCCAUCAAAUGGGGUCGGCUACAUGAAUCCUUCUUCUCCACGCGGCCCUAUCAAAGGUCAUUUCAUUAGUC
Messenger RNA from Camellia sinensis, 2487 nucleotides. RefSeq names its product Pentatricopeptide repeat (PPR) superfamily protein. The record is from RefSeq and is a predicted model, not a curated record. Gene Ontology annotation, molecular function: protein binding. Lineage: Eukaryota; Viridiplantae; Streptophyta; Magnoliopsida; Ericales; Theaceae.